AUGGCAUCCGAUCCCUUUGAUGACGUCCUCAACCUGGAGGACCAAUACUACGACCAGGGCUACCAGCAGGGGUACGACGACGGCUACCAGGCGGGCAAGAUCGAGGGCCGCUCCGUCGGCCUCAAGACGGGCUACGAGAAGUUCCUGGAAGCCGGGCGCAUGCAGGGCAAGGCCAUCGUCUGGGCCAACCGCAUCUCCAAUUUGAGGGCAGCAGCCGCAGAGAACAGCGCGGAGUUGAAGUCGCAGCCCCAAGACGCAUCCGCCGCGGCCACAGAUCGUCGCCCGCUUCCCGCGCUUCCUGGGAACCCUAGGCUGGAGAAGAAUGUCACGUCGCUGUAUGCGCUCGUGGAACCCGGCACGCUGUCAACUGAGAACAACGAUGAGGCGGUCAACGACUUCGAUGACCGGGUGAAACGGGCUCAGGGCAAGUUGAAGAUUGUUGAACGGAGCGUGGGAGAGGACCGCGAGAAGGAUGCCCCUCAGAGCCCCCGCCAGGGCCGUAAUGAGAUAUGA
Messenger RNA from Neoarthrinium moseri, 513 nucleotides. RefSeq lists its product as uncharacterized. The coding region runs from base 1 to 513 and encodes 170 amino acids. The record is from RefSeq and is a predicted model, not a curated record. The transcript has a single exon. Lineage: Eukaryota; Fungi; Ascomycota; Sordariomycetes; Amphisphaeriales; Apiosporaceae.